Messenger RNA from Trematosphaeria pertusa, 1161 nucleotides. Its product is annotated as aquaporin. The record is from RefSeq and is a predicted model, not a curated record. NCBI's taxonomy places the organism in Eukaryota, Fungi, Ascomycota, Dothideomycetes, Pleosporales, Trematosphaeriaceae. Gene Ontology annotation, cellular component: plasma membrane. Gene Ontology annotation, biological process: glycerol transmembrane transport; water transport. Bases 1 to 1161 code for a protein of 386 amino acids. Gene Ontology annotation, molecular function: glycerol channel activity; water channel activity. The transcript is spliced from 4 exons.
AUGGCCUCCACUGCCGAACAACCCAAAACGCAUGACUUCGCCGGCGAUGAGCACCAGCACCAUGAAUUCUCUCCCAUUUUAAGCCCGGAAGCCCUAGCCAAAAUACCGACAGAGCAUUCCACGACGUCAAACGGCGCGGUUUCCCACAAGACUUCCUCAACCCUCCGAAAAACACGCUCAGCACUCGGCCUGCAUCCCGACGCACCAAUUGCCGAAGAGGAUGAUGUUCACGAGCGGCAGCAGCUUCUGUGGUCGAAGGUAAAGGUCGUUUUGAGAGAGCCAUUCGCUGAAUUCUGGGGUGUUGUCAUAAUGAUUCUGUUUGGUGAUGGAUCGGUUGCGCAGGUGCUGCUAUCCACGGGGCAGACGACGGCUCCUGGAGGGAAUGGGUUCGGCGCUUAUCAGAGUAUAUCCUGGGGCUGGGGCUUGGGCGUCAUGUUGGGCAUAUACGUCGCCGGCGACUCUGGCGCAUACCUCAAUCCCGCCAUUACCUUUUCCAACUGCUUGUACCGACAGCUUCCCUGGCGACGGUUCCCCAUGUACUUUAUCGCACAGGUACUCGGUGGCUUCGUCGGGUCUGGCAUAGUAUACGCGAACUACAUCAGCGCCAUCGACUGGUUUGAGGGCGGCCAUGGCAUAAGGACAGUCCCACCGGCACCCAAGGCUACAGCCGGUAUCUUUUGCACGUAUCCGCAGCCCUUCGUCACCAAGGCGAGCCAGUUCUUCUCCGAAUUCAUAGCAAGCACGAUUCUCAUGUUCGUCAUCUUCGCGUUGAAGGAUCCAAGUAACAACGGGGUUGGGAAGAGCGAUAAAUGGUUCCCGCUCGCCCUAUUCUUCCUCAUCUUUGGUCUAGGGGCGUGCUUUGGCUGGGAGACGGGUUACGCAAUCAAUCUCUGCAGGGACUUUGGCCCCCGGUUGAUGUCGUUUGCAGUUGGAUAUCCUUCGGAGGUGUGGAGUGCGGGCGGCUAUUACUUUUGGAUACCCAUGGUCGCCCCUUUCUGCGGUUGCGCCUUCGGAGGAUUCCUAUACGAUCUCUUCAUCUUUACGGGGCCAAGCCCAAUAAACACACCAUGGCUAGGCUUGAAGCAUCUCUUUUUUCCGCGCUACGCAUUGAAGGCGAGAAGGGAGCGUCAUCGGAAGGCAAAGGCAGAGGGGCUUGUGUGA